Prorocentrum cordatum is the source of this 1470-nucleotide messenger RNA. The record is from the annotation of a GenBank genome assembly. Lineage: Eukaryota; Dinophyceae; Prorocentrales; Prorocentraceae.
AUGCCGUACGCCCUCUUCAGCAAGGCCUCGGGCGCGGUCCAGGCUGGCCUUAGUGCCGAGCUGCAGCGGGUGGCGUGCGACCUGCGCUCCUGCGUCGGAACGCUGCAGGCCGCCCGCGCCGGCGCCGCCGGCGCGCUGCAGGCCGACGCGGAGCGCGGCGACGCGGAGGGCCUGCGGAGGGCCACCGUGGGGCCUUCGGAGGGCCUCCACUGGGCCGCCGGAGGGCCUCCGGAGGGCCCGCGGAGGUCCGCCGCGCCGGCGGCCGCCGCGGUGCCCGCCGCCGCGCCGGCGGCCGAGGCGCGCCCGAGCGUCGCGCGCGCCGGCCGGCUCCGGGCCGGCGCGUGGCGGGGCGGCUACGGCCGCGCGGCGUUCACGGCCGACGCGCUUUGGACCUGCAGGGCCGAAGGGACACAGGCGAGCACGUCCGAGCCACGGGCCACGUCCGCGGGCGAGGGGACCAUGCGCCGCGCGGGGCCCCGGCCAAGGCUGCGGCUGCGGCGGCGGCGCGGCGGAGCCGCCGCGGCGGCGCCGCCAUGCGGCGUUCCCGUGCGGCUGCAGGACCUCCCGCCAGGAGUGCUGCAGCACGUCGCGGACUUCGGGCCGACGUUCCUGGGCCGCGUGCACUUCCGGCGGGCCUGCGCGUCCACGCAGCUGGUGGAGUGGCGGUGGGCCCCGCCCCUCUCCAUCUCGGAGGACCUGAGCGGCCUCGGGCUGGGGGACGUGGGCGCUUGCGCCGUGGCCGAGGCGCUGGCGCGCGGGGCGAGCGACGACGUCGUCCGCCUCCACGUCGGCAACAACGCCAUCGGCGACCGCGGGGCAGCGGCGCUCGCCGGCGCUCUGGCAGAGAGCAGGGCGCCCGUGCGGCGCGUGUACAUGGAGAACAACGAGGUCGGUCUGGUCGGGGCCAGGGCCAUGCUGGCUGCGAUCUCAUCCAGUGGAACGCUCAAGGAGGUGGACUUGCGCGGUAACCGGUUGAGCUCCGCUGGCAAGAGGGAGGUCAGGUACUCGCGCAAGGGGAAGCAGAUGUUCCUCGAUUGGGACCUGCCCUCCCCCACGUACAUGUCUGACACCCAGCCGCACAUCAACCCCAGGAUGCGUUGCAUCCUCUUCGACUGGCUGAUGGACGUGUUCGCCAGCUCCUUCCACACGCCGAUGCCGGACAAUUCAUUCAGUCCAUCGGAGAUGUUCCAGACCUUCAGCAUCGUAGACAGAUAUUUGAGCCGGCGACCAGUGGCGAGGGAGCAUUUCCAGCUCGUGGGUGCCGCUGGUGCGUUCGUGUCCGCGAGGCACGGCGAGCUCGGCGCCGACCGCGAGCCAGCGGCGCUCAAGAGCGUCAGGCGGCUGGUCCGGGUGAGCGACCACGCGUUCACGGACGAGGACCUCCUGAGGACGGCGGGGGACAUCCGGGAGGCGCUCGAGCACGAACUGGAUCAGCCCACGGUGGCACGCUGCCGGACACCCUCCUGCUGA